Saccostrea cuccullata (small rock oyster) is the source of this 374-nucleotide messenger RNA. RefSeq lists its product as uncharacterized. Lineage: Eukaryota; Metazoa; Mollusca; Bivalvia; Ostreida; Ostreidae. The record is from RefSeq and is a predicted model, not a curated record. The transcript has 2 exons. The annotation marks the transcript as partial.
GUUUAUCAGUAUCCAGUUCUGACAGUGGGAAGAAGGCAGAUUUGGGAGACAUUGUUGUAGACUCAGACACUGAAGGUCUGGACGAAUUCCUUAAUGACACAGACACCACUCCCUCAGCUGAAACAGUAACACAAUCCACAGAUAAAACUGAGGAGACAAUCAGUGAUGAUGAAGAUCCAGUUGUAGUGAGGAGUACUGAUGAGGUGGAUAUUGAGGAUGAGUACUAUGAAGAUGACCUUGGGGCCUCCCACGGGGACCAGGAACAAUAUGUAGAUUCUGAGGACAUGACAGGGGAAAGUGAUGUAGAAAAAGUUAUACCAGGGAAACCAGAGAGUGAAAGUUAACUUUUAAAAGCAUUGAAAUUGAAGAAAAAG